AUGUUGACAAAAUGUUUCAUUAUCAAGCAACCAGACGAGCGCACAGCACUCAUUCCUACACCCAUAGAACCAAUCGACCAGCUGCCUCUUAUCGAAGAUGAUUCCAACUACUUGAAGGACCAGCUGUUUGCCGCUCACCGUGAUGCUGCCAGUCGAAUGGUGAAUGUAGAGGCAGACCAUCCGUUCGUCAUAGUCCCUACACACGACUCUUCAUAUUCCCACUCCGAGUCCCGCUCUCCAUCCCGUUCGAGCUCACGACACUAUGAGUACGAAGCAAGGUCGAUAUCUCCAGACCGCCACGGGAGAGAAGAGAGCUUAGAUGAAGAUGUGUUCCAUGUUCAUAUCGAGGGUAUUCGCUUCUUGCGACCAGAGGUCAUGCGAGGGAGGUCCGGGUCUGUCAGUAGGGGGAGGCCGAGGCUCGAUCUAAGGAACGGAAGCGUUAGGGGAUCCAGGGAGAACGUUAUACCUGUGCCAGGCGAAGGUUUAUCUUCAUACGACACGCAGAUACCAACCCCCACUCAACCAUUACAAAAUCCAAUGGAAACACCACUUGUUCUCAAAGGCAAGUCAGUAGUGCGUGGAUUCCCACCUGUACACGAAGUGAUGGGUACUGGCGAGGGAGACUACUACGGCUGA
Molecule: messenger RNA, 636 nt
Organism: Rhizoctonia solani
Lineage: Eukaryota; Fungi; Basidiomycota; Agaricomycetes; Cantharellales; Ceratobasidiaceae
Exons: 4
Coding region: 1-636 (211 amino acids)
Source: RefSeq, a predicted model, not a curated record